This is a messenger RNA of Botrytis sinoallii, 597 nucleotides long. RefSeq lists its product as uncharacterized. NCBI's taxonomy places the organism in Eukaryota, Fungi, Ascomycota, Leotiomycetes, Helotiales, Sclerotiniaceae. The record is from RefSeq and is a predicted model, not a curated record. The transcript is spliced from 2 exons. Bases 1 to 546 code for a protein of 181 amino acids.
AUGCAGACGAACGAAUAUAACCCCGAAUCAAAAAAGGGAAUUCACGAAGACGUUAUACGGGAAAUCGACACCAUCACAGCAUCAUGGGAGGGUAUAAUGCAGAGGGAAAGUGUCCAUGAGGCUGUCAGAAGAUUCUAUGAAUCUGAUGAUCGGCUGAAUGUAGAACUACCAAUGGAAACCCUUCCAGAGCAUGUAAUUCAACAACAACAGGUCAACCUAAAUCAGAGACUCCAAGAUAUGGUUGCCACAAUCAAACGUCUUCUAGACUUUCAAGAGUAUCCACAAACACAAGGAAACAAGAGAGCAAUCAGAAUAGCAAUAAACGCACUUCUUAGUGCCGUGUAUGAAGACAUGCAUGGGGGAAGGAAUCCUCACAACGAUAACAAAAUUCAUCCUUCUGCGAACCCUCAUACAGAUCCACGCCACACCCUUGAGUUCCUUGAGAAUUCUCUCAAAAAGCCCAUACUGUGUCCGUGGCACAUCGACAAUCCUGAUUAUUGUAUAGAUAUAAUUCAAGAGUCGACGAAUCAAAAUUGGGCUAAUUGAUUUUCGGGGGUUUCUGAAGAUCAAAGUAUGGUGUAGAUAAUGUUGUGUGGA